AUGGUCACAUCGAAUUCCCGCUGCUCUCCGGAACUCUCAGCCCGACUCCAAGGAAGCUCCUUUCUGAAGCUGUACUUGAAUCGAAGCCAGGGUUGCUGCCUCAUCGAGUUCCAAGAGUGGGCGGCGGCAGAAGCGGCCGCGGCACAUAUGGCAGGUGAUUGGGGCCUCCCGGUACAGCCGGUGGACGGCUCCACUGCGAGCUACUACUUGCAGCUGGCACAG
This is a messenger RNA of Symbiodinium sp. CCMP2456, 222 nucleotides long. The record is from the annotation of a GenBank genome assembly. NCBI's taxonomy places the organism in Eukaryota, Dinophyceae, Suessiales, Symbiodiniaceae.